GGAACUCCUCUUGACGUUCUGGUCCUUUAGCACAUCUCUUCAUUGGUAGACUCUUUGGCAAUAAACACGUGGAGACAUCAUACCGACCGCCAAGCUAAAGGUAGAAACAGCAUCUUGUUAGAUCUGGGAUUGAACUGGACACUAAGAUGAUGAGUGAAGAUGUGGAGCGGCUGCUGAUCCAGUUUCAGGAUGAGAAUGGAGAGGUUCUGGGUUCUCCUUUUGAUGUGCCUCUUGACAUCACCCCAGACAAACUGCAGCUAGUCUGCAAUGCACUGCUGCAAAAGGAGGAGCCUGUGCCUCUGGCAUUUUUUGUGCGUGGAGAGGCAGAGGUGGUGUCCAGUCUUGGAUCCUGUAUUAAGGCUCUCGGGGUGGAGACGGAGCAGGUUCUGCCAGUGGUGUACCAACCUCAGGCUGUGUUCCGGGUUCGGGCCGUGACCCGCUGCACCAGCACGCUGCAGGGACACACAGAGGCAGUGAUCUCCACUGCUUUUAGUCCUACGGGAAAGUAUCUGGCCAGCGGAUCAGGAGACACCACAGUGCGCUUUUGGGACCUGACAACUGAGACGCCCCAUCACACAGCCAGAGGACACACCCACUGGGUCCUUAGCAUCGCCUGGUCACCUGAUGGAAAGAAGUUGGCCUCAGGUUGCAAGAACAGUCAGAUCUUUCUCUGGGAUCCAGUGACGGGGGCACAGAUAGGAAAAACUUUGACAGGACACACCAAGUGGAUCACUUGGCUCUGCUGGGAACCUCUCCAUCUUAACCCAGAGUGCAGAUACCUGGCCAGCAGCUCUAAGGAUUGCUCUAUACGUAUCUGGGACACUGUUCUGGGGCGCUAUGAUAAGAUCUUGACGGGACACACUCAGUCAGUCACCUGUGUGAAAUGGGGAGGAGACGGACUUCUAUACACUUCCUCUCAGGACCGCACCAUCAAAGUCUGGAGGCCAAAAGAUGGCAUCCUGUGCAGGACUCUGCAGGGUCACGCCCACUGGGUGAACACCCUGGCUCUCAGCACAGAUUACGUCCUGCGUACUGGAGCUUUUGAACCUGCUACAGCCACUAUCAACCCCCAGGAUCUCACUGGAUCUUUGGAUGAGAUAAAGGAAAGAGCCUUGCAAAGAUACAAUAAAGUUAGGGGGUCCGCUCCGGAGCGGUUGGUGUCAGGCUCUGAUGAUUUCACCCUGUUCCUGUGGAAUCCCGCUGAGGAUAAAAAGCCUUUAGCCAGGAUGACCGGCCACAGCGCUCUGGUCAACGAAGUGCUCUUCUCCCCUGACACCAGGCUACUGGCUUCAGCUUCAUUUGAUAAGUCAAUUAAAAUCUGGGAUGGACGGACUGGAAAGUACCUGAUGUCUCUGCGUGGCCAUGUGGGAUCCGUGUAUCAGGUGGCGUGGUCGGCAGACAGCAGGCUGCUGGUCAGUGGCAGCAGUGACAGCACGCUCAAAGUGUGGGACGUAAAAACUGGGAAGCUUAACAUGGACCUUCCUGGCCACGCUGAUGAGGUUUAUGCUGUGGACUGGAGUCCUGAUGGACAGAGAGUAGCAAGUGGAGGGAAAGACAAAUGUCUUCGAAUAUGGAGAAGAUAGCCAAUAUGGGCCCUAUUGGCUUUCUCUAUGGUUUGUAGAGCUUCAGACAGGUGGAGCAAAAGAUAGCCGGAGUGGAUCAGGUCCUCCAUUCGUCAGAUGGCAUUGUGUCGAGGAACUUCCAUCUUGUCACUAUAUAAAUACUGAAUCUUGGUUUUAGGUUCAAGUGUGAAUAAUUCAUUGAUGGACGUUAAAAAAGCAAAUUAUUGGAAACCUGAAUGUGAAAAAUUGGUUUCUUGAGAUUUCUACAUUUAGAAAAAAUGUAUUUCAAUACAGAUUAUUUAAUAUACUAACCCUGAUAAACAUGAUCUGUUCAAAUCAGGUACCAGUUUUCAGGUUUUAUAUAUAGAGCUUUAACCAUCAUCAUAAAUACAAAAGAUCAUAGAUUUUCAGGUGAUUUUUAGUUUAUAAACCAAAAUAAAUUAUAAAUUUUUUUUACAGAUGAAAUGGAGAUGCUCUCCAGAAGAGUAGUUGGUCUAAAGCAACAUGUGGGAGUGUUAAUGCCUUCCCUGUUGUUUACUCUGCUCCUUUAAUCUAUUCCGCCCAACCUUCUACACAUUAGUCAUUUGAAAACUGCAGUGGCAGGAAAUGCUAAACUCAUCAUUUCAUCCCACAUUGGGAAACCUCAUUUCCUGUCCACAACAUGAAUUUAUUACUUUUUUUUGUGUAAUGUGUUUUGACUUUGACCCCCACAAACGCUGGUGAGUGAACAUUAAAUUCAGUGGCUGGAAGAAUUUUCCGUUUUUGCCUCUAAAAGAUGGAAUUGCUGUCAAAUGUUGAUGGAAAGCAGCUUGUGUCGGUGGUUUUAAAUCUAACUGGACUGUGUUGCAUUAUGACAACAAUAAAAAAUCUUCU
This is a messenger RNA of Cyprinodon variegatus (sheepshead minnow), 2435 nucleotides long. It is a transcript of the gene nle1, whose product is annotated as notchless homolog 1 (Drosophila). The transcript has 13 exons. The record is from RefSeq and is a predicted model, not a curated record. Bases 147 to 1583 code for a protein of 478 amino acids. Gene Ontology annotation, cellular component: nucleolus. Gene Ontology annotation, biological process: Notch signaling pathway; ribosomal large subunit assembly. Lineage: Eukaryota; Metazoa; Chordata; Actinopteri; Cyprinodontiformes; Cyprinodontidae. Gene Ontology annotation, molecular function: protein binding.